Molecule: messenger RNA, 1341 nt
Organism: Synchiropus splendidus (mandarinfish)
Lineage: Eukaryota; Metazoa; Chordata; Actinopteri; Syngnathiformes; Callionymidae
Gene: best4
Product: bestrophin 4
Exons: 9
Coding region: 1-1341 (446 amino acids)
Molecular function (GO): chloride channel activity
Source: RefSeq, a predicted model, not a curated record
AUGACGGUCUCCUACUCUCUGGAAGUUGCCGACGCCAAGUUCGGAGGCUUCUGUAAGCUCCUGCUGCGGUGGAAGGGCAGCAUCUACAAGCUGCUGUACAGAGACUUCCUGCUCUUCUGCGCAGUCUACCUCUUCUUCAGUGUGUUCUACAGGUUCGUCCUCACGCCGAGGCAGCAGGAUCUCUUCGAGAGAAUCGCCCUCUACUGCGACCAAUUCACCAACACCAACUUCAUCCCAGUGCUCUUCGUCCUGGGCUUCUACGUGACCUUGGCCUUCAACCGCUGGUGGGGUCAGUACACCAGCUUCCCGCUGCCCGACAACCUGAUGAUGGUGGUGUCCGGGAACGUCCACGGCGCGGACGAGAGAGGGCGGCUGCUGCGGCGCACCCUCAUGAGAUACGCCAACCUCUCGUCGGUCCUCAUCCUUCGCUCCAUCAGCACCAGGGUUCACAAGAGGUUCCCCACUCUGGAGCACGUGGUGGACGCAGGGUUCAUGACCUCAGACGAGCUGAAGAAGUUCGACUCCCUCCACUCGGACUUCAACAAAUACUGGAUGCCUCUGACAUGGUUUUCAAAUCUGGCCUCGCGAGCGAGAGAAGAGGGUCGCGUGAGGGACGACAUCGCUCUGAGACUCCUGAUGGAUGAGCUGAACAACUACAGAGCCAAGUGCAGCCUGCUGUUCCACUACGACUGGAUCAGCAUCCCGCUGGUCUACACGCAGGUGGUCACCAUCGCUGUGUACACUUUCUUCGCCUUCUGCGUGAUCGGACGUCAGUUCCUGAACCCGGAAAAGGGCUACAAGGACCACAAACUGGACCUGUACGUGCCAGUCUUCACCCUGCUGCAGUUCUUCUUCUACAGUGGCUGGCUCAAGGUGGGCGAGCUCAUCAUCAAUCCGUUCGGUGAGGACGAUGAUGAUUUUGAGACAAACCAGCUGAUUGACAGGAACAUCCAGGUCUCCAUGCUGGCGGUGGACGACAUGUACCAGAACCUGGCUCCCCUGGUGAGGGACAAGCACUGGGCCCAGAGACACUUCUCUGUCCCCUACACAGUGUCCACUGCGGCAGAGAGCCACAGGCCAGCGUUUAUAGGCUCCACUUUCGACAUGAGAUCGAGUGUAGAGGACUUGGAAAUUCACUGGCAGACAGAAUCUUCCGCCAAGAACGGAGCUGUGGGCGACGGAGUCAACGGUUUCCUGCAGAAAGGUCGAGGGUUCCUGCAGCGCCUCAGCCUCCCAUCGGUGCUGGACGUCUCACCAACCCUUGAGGAGGAGGAUGAGCCGCCUGAGAGAGAAGAGCAUCACAAGCUCACCAUCCGAGUGACGGAAGAACCUCUUCAUUAG